AUGCCACCUCGCGGCCGUCCCACUCUCGUCGUGCCAGUGUGCUCCCUCGCCGAGCCGCUGGUCCACCUCGACCCGGAGGUCGGCGCAUGCUGUCACUCUGCGUGCAGCGACUGCGAGUGGCGGCUGCCCGACGGUGGAUACCGGUUCGAUGUCCUCAAGGCGACCAAGCCAAAGUGGGUCCCGUGCUAUCUCCGCCGCGACUUUGGCGACGAGCGUGGCUGCCACGAGCCUCGCUGGGCCUCGGCGCUCUUCCCGGGCGGAGGCGAGGUAACGCGGGCGCAGUUUGGCGAGGCGCUCGCCGGCCUCGGCUUUGAGAUGCCGAUGGGCCCGCGAGGCAGCGUGGGCGCCGACGGCGGCGUGCCCGAGAGCGCGGCCGAUGCGCUCUGGGCGUGGCUGGCUGGCGAUGGCGACGCGCUCACGCCAGAGGGCGCACGAACGCGGCUGCAGGCAAUGGCCGAGGACCCCCAGGCCGAGGGCGCCGUCGGUGAGGGCCCCGACCACCUCGUGUGGAAGGAGUUUGCAAAGGACGCGGCACGCGGGGGGCGCUGCCUCCUGCUCCUUUGCGGGAGCUAUGGCGGGACCGCUAUCGAGUAUGGCUUAUCCUCCGGCCAGCACGGCCUCGACUAUUGCAUCGCCGAGGCCGACACCACCAUCGACACGACAGCGUCGACCACCAUGGCAGCUCCAACGUGUGCGCUGCCAUGGACAAACCGUGCACUCUAUAUGCCAGCCACCACCUGGGCGCCCGGCAUGCCGAUGCUGCUGUCGGCGAUCGAAGAAGCGUAG
Emiliania huxleyi CCMP1516 is the source of this 786-nucleotide messenger RNA. RefSeq lists its product as hypothetical. Lineage: Eukaryota; Haptophyta; Isochrysidales; Noelaerhabdaceae. Bases 1 to 786 code for a protein of 261 amino acids. The record is from RefSeq and is a predicted model, not a curated record. The transcript has 4 exons.